CAUCCAGGGAAUGCAAGCAGUCCAAAAACCCAGGGAUUUUGUCAUUUCCCAACUGACAAAUUAAUACAAGACACAAGGACCUUGCAAAAAAAAAACAAAAAAAAAGAAAAUCAACUAAGAAGAGCAAGAAGGGACAAUACUAUUUUGGUCAAACAUGGGCUCUUUGUUUCUGCUGUGUGCGUUUUUCCAUGUAAUUUCCGCCACAAUACUUUUUGGAGACAUGGCUGAUCAGGACAGCACCCUUACUGUAAGCAUUCCUACUGAAGAGCCACUGCGCCCCCUGCUGGGUGGGAGCAUGGGUAUUCCCUGCUACUUUCAGGACAACACUGUGCAUGACCCUGGUGCCCCAACCAUCGCCCCUCUGUCCCACCGCAUUAAAUGGAGCUACAUUUACAAGGGCAGGACAACCCUUAUUCUGGUUGCCACCGGGGGCCUAGUACAGGUUCAAUCAGACUACCUGGACCGGGUCCAUAUGGUUAAUUAUCCCAUAGUGCCAACUGAUGCUACCAUUGAGAUCUCAGAACUCCGUUCCAGUGACUCUGGCACCUACAGAUGUGAGGUCAUGCAAGGAAUUGAAGAUAACUAUGAUUCAGUGGAAAUGCAAGUUCAAGGUAUUGUGUUCCACUACCGAGCAAUUUCUACCCGAUAUACCUUAACAUUUGAGACAGCAAAGGCAGCCUGUAUCCAGAACAGUGCUGUAAUUGCAACCCCUGCACAGCUACAAGCUGCUUAUGAUGAUGGAUUCCAUCAGUGUGAUGCUGGCUGGCUCUCAGACCAAACUGUGAGGUAUCCCAUUCAUGAGCCAAGGGAGCCUUGCUACGGAGACAAAGAAAAUUUCCCUGGAGUACGAACAUAUGGAGUCCGAGAUGUCAAUGAGACUUAUGAUGUGUAUUGCUUUGCAGAAAAAAUGUCAGGGAAAGUGUUCUACUCCAUAUCUGUGGAGAAGUUCACUUUUGCUGGGGCUGACAAGCAGUGUGCAAACCUCGGUGCCCAACUGGCCACCACAGGGCAACUUUACCUGGCAUGGAAGGCUGGCAUGGAUAUGUGCAAUGCUGGCUGGCUAGCCGACAGGAGCGUACGGUACCCCAUUAACAUAGCUCGACCCCAGUGCGGUGGAGGGCUUUUGGGAGUUCGAACUGUUUACCUGUUCCCGAAUCAGACUGGUUACCCCUACCCGGACUCCCGCUAUGAUGCAAUCUGUUAUCGAGAACAUGAAGACAAGGUUUUAACAACUCCCUCGCCAUUCCCUGAAAUAUACACUACCACAGAUUCCAGACUCAGUGUGGCAACAGUUACCUCAAGCUCUUUAGACUAUACUAAACAGGUGAUCACUGAGAGUGAGCACUUUGAGGAACUACUGACAGAAAACACUACCAAUGUGGAAAGCCUCCUAUCUCUACCUCCCAACAUAACUGAGAUAGAAGACGAAGUCAUCGGUUUCGCCACUGCUCAACCUUUUCUGGGAUAUGACUUUCCCAUGGACAAUAUCACCGCUGAAUCUCUAGGAGUGGUGUUCCAUUAUCGUGCUGAAUCCAGGCGCCAUGCUUAUACCUUUGAAGAAGCACAGAUAGCUUGUCAAAACCUGGGUGCAGUCAUAGCCACCCCUGAACUCCUUCAGGCUGCUUAUGAGGCUGGUUUUCAUCAAUGCAGUGCAGGCUGGCUACAGGACCAAACUGUGAGGUAUCCAAUUGUGUAUACUCAAAAUAAGUGCUCUGGAGAUCAGGAGAACGCUCCAGGUGUACGCUCCUACAAUGUUAGGCCUGCUCACGAGCAGUAUGAUGUAUACUGUUACAUGGAGCAAUUAAAGGGGGAGAUUUUACACAAGACUUCACUGGCAGGCUUCACUUACUAUGAAGCUGUUGCCCAUUGCAGAAAACUAGGUGCUACUCUUGCCUCAACUGGAGAACUUUACGCUGCCUGGAAUCAGGGUUUUCACAAGUGCAGUCCUGGCUGGCUGUCUGAUCUCAGCGUCCGCUUUCCUGUCCGCAUUCCACACUUUGGUUGUGGCGUAAACAGGACUGGAGUGCACACUAUUUAUGCCAACCCAAACCAAACAGGCUUCCCAAACCCAUACUCCAGAUAUGAUGCCUAUUGCAUCAAAGCAAAUUUGUCUAUGCUCCUUGAUGAGGAUGCGUUGAAUGCUACAGAAAUUGGAAUGGAACUUAACAAAACGAAUAUAACAGAGCUGCUGAGACCUGCUCGUCCAAUCGUCCCUCCCAUGUCAGUGGACAUAUCUGGCUCAGCAUCAGGCUCUCCUGAUUUCAGUUCUGGAGAUGGGUCUUGGAGUGGCAGUCCAAGUGGGGACAUAUCCGGAAGCGGCAGUCCAAGUGGGGACAUAUCCGGAAGCGGCAGUCCAACUGGGGACCUAUCUGGAAGCGAUAGUCCAAGUGGGGACCUAUCUGGAAGCGGCAGUCCAAGUGGGGACCUAUCUGGAAGCGGCAGUCCAAGUGGGGACCUAUCUGGAAGCGGCAGUCCAAGUGGGGACCUAUCUGGAAGCAGCAGUCCAAGUGGGGACCUAUCUGGAAGCGGCAGUCCAAGUGGGGACAUAUCUGGAAGUGGGAGUCCAAGUGGGGACAUAUCUGGAAGUGGGAGUCCAAGUGGUGAAAUAUCUGGAAGUGGGAGACCUAGUGGGGACAUAUCUGGGAGUGGGAGACCCAGUGGGUACAUAUCUGGGAGUGGGAGACCCAGUGGUUCUGGCCAAAGUGGUGAAGGAUCAGGUUACCUUGUGUGGUUCAUAGAAGGUGCAGAUACACUCAGCUGGCAGCCUUCUAACUCAGUCUUUCCUCAGGAGGCAAGAGAAGGGAGUGGUAGUGGCAGUGGUGUUAUAAUUUUUUCUGAAAUAGGAUCUGGAGAUGAAUCAGGGGAGGCUUCUGGACUCCAUCAAGAAAUAAGUGGAUCUAGUGGCCUUCUGUCAGGACUCAGCAGUGGACUUAUCAGUUCGGGGUCAAGUGGAUUCUACAGUGGGGGUGAAUCGAGUGGGUCAGGCUUCUCUGGGCUGUCAUUUAUAGACAGAGAAAUGAUCGAUCUGACUGAAAGAACAUCUAGAAAACAGGAAUUGUCUGGUGUUUCCCCAUUUAGCUUCAGUGAUUUCAGUGGCUUUGGCUCUGGUUCUGGAACUUCUGGUUCAGGAACAUCUGGUUCAGGAACAUCUGGCCACAUUGAGAGAAGCGGUGGAGAGAUCAUAAUUCUAUCAAACGAUGAGGUCAUUGACUUAAACUCUAGGCCUACAACCGGGAAGGAGGAGGGUCGUGGAUCAGUGGAGAUCAGUGGAGAUGGCAGUACUUAUAGUAAUUUAUAUGAGGGUUACUUGAGUGACAAUGAGACUGGUGAUCUCCUCCAAGAAAGAGAUGAGCAACUUAAUGUCACAACAGAGACGUUUGAUGUCACUGAUCAGUCACCUUUAAACACAACAUUACAAACCACCUCAGCAUUCACAACUUCACCUUCAGUUUCUCUACAAACAAAACAGGCUAUUGAGGAGCCAUUUGCUACUUAUGCAUUGCCAGAGGUGCAGAGAUGUGCUGAGGGAUGGAUAGAGUUCAUGGGCAGCUGUUACAUUCAUUUUGAAGAGCGUGAGACCUGGACCAGUGCUGAGCAGCACUGUCAGGAGCUAAACUCUCACCUGGUUAGCAUAUCUUCCCAGCAAGAACAAGAGUUUGUCAGAGCUCAGGCUCACGACUAUCAGUGGAUUGGACUCAAUGACAUGUCUGUGCAGAAUGAGUUUCGUUGGACAGACGGAAGCCCUUUGGAAUAUAUAAACUGGAGACCCAACCAGCCAGAUAAUUACUUCAGCAAAGCAGAAGACUGUGUUGUAAUGAUUUGGCACGAGGAUGGCCAGUGGAAUGAUGUACCCUGCAAUUACCAUCUUCCUUUCACUUGCAAAAGUGGACCCGUCACAUGUUCAUCACCUCCUGAGGUAAAGAAUGCCAAGAUGUUAGGCAAUCACAGAGAUCGCUACCCUGUUAACUCGAUUAUUCGAUACCAGUGUGACAGUGGAUUCAUGCAGCGCCACAUGUCUGUGGUGCGCUGUAUGACAGAUGGUCAAUGGGAGGAGCCUCGAGUGGAGUGCAUAAGAGGUAAAAUAAUCGGCAGCCUACGGAAAAGAUCCCUCAAGACACGUCCUAAAGCAGUCAAUAGUCGGAUAUGGAGAAAGGUCCUCUAAACAGGACAAAGGGCAUACACUUCAAAACAUCCAGAGGACUUUAAAUCAUAAAGAUCAUCUGUACAGAAGCCUUUUUACCCAAAAGAAAAAUUGAAAAAGACCAACCUUAUGUAAUGAUACAUUUUUCUGUAGUUCGCCUGGCUUUGGUUUGCAAGUGCUACUCACAGCUCUGUCUUUGGGGGGAACCAAGAAAUAAGAGGGUAAUAAGAGACAAACUAAUCUAUAUAUAAAGAAAGAAAGUAUACAGACUGAAUAGAAGAGAGUGCCCUUGAGUUUAAGUAAACGUUGCUAUUAGUGCAAGAGUUCGUUAUAGUUUCUUCCAGGCCACAAGAUGACACUGUUGUUUACUUGUGUGAACUGCUAACAUUGUCCCACCAUUGUUUUACAAACCUACAUUAAUUGUCCAAAGCAGCCUCCUAAUUUGCAUACUUCUAGUGUACACUAAAAGUAUGUACUUUCCAAGUGAUUUCCUUUGCCACAUAUUGUUUUCAUUUGCAUACAAGUUCUAGAAUCUAUAGAUAUGCUCAUUACUUUUAAAUUUAUCAUUACUAGUUGGUUCACACAUUUAAAAACUGUUGAGGUAGCUUCCGCUUUGCGUUCCUGGUCAUUUUUCUACACCUGAAAAAAGGGCAGCAAUAUUAGCUUCAAAAGCAUGCACAGAUGCAUACUAAGAAAGUCUAAUGGAAAUAGUUCAACAUUUGGUCAUCUUUGUUAUAAUAUUUUACAAGCUAUGAAUUGGGAUGCACUAAUUCUUAACUUGAAUUCUAUUUAGAACGGAUUGUAUGUGAAGUGGGAUGCAGUCCAUGACUUUUGAGCACAAUGUUAAUCAUGUAUAUAAUAGAUGAAAAAUGGAUAUGCACGAAAGAGUAACACUAAAGUUUAGAACAAGACAAAAGGCUUUAAUAACUACAGCUGGAUACAAUGGCAUUUAAGGUAGCACAUUAGUAUUUCAAAUUCUUUAACAUUUAAUUUUCUUUUUAUAUCUUUGGUUUGUUGCAGUUUAAAUGUCUCGUUUGAUGACAGAGAUCAAGUUAUCUCUUUGAAACAAAAAAUCUACAGUAUGUGAGAGAUAAAAUGCCCUUUUCUUUUAAAAUGCUUUUUCUACAUUUCUAAAUAGACCAAUUUACUUAAAUUAGAAAGAUAUACUGUCUAUACUAGCUGUAAUGAUAAAAUUAUAUUGAAUACCUGUUACUGGAAGAGAACAAAUGCUUACGAUCAGCAUGAUUCAGAAGCACUUAUUCAUUGUGCAAUGCAUUAGCUUUUCUAUAAUUUAUUGAUUUACAUGUUCAUAUAAUCCUUAAUCCUUAAAGAGUGAUACAGGUAAACAAAUUUGUCUUGCUGUCCAUAGUGGAGGGGAUAGAGAGUGAUACUUGUUUCUCCCAGACAACUUAAUUCACAGAAGUUAGUUUCGAAAGGAUAGAGAUAAUAGAAAUAAAGGUAGAGUUGGGUGCAGAAAGAAGUGUCAUGGGAGUGAUGUGGUGAGGGAAGCUGCCUAUACAUUUUUGUGAAUGUGAUAAAAAACUCUUCUUGAAAUUUCGUUUAAAACGUAAAACAAAAUGGUGUAGAUGUCAGGCUAAUUAAGCAUUCAUAUUCCAAUGACAGAAUUUUCAGUUGCCUGUUUUAAUAUUUAAGUUCAAAGUUGAUCAAAUUAAAAGUAUAUACUAAUAAGCCAACAUGCACACACAAUCAGUUUAUUAUUAAGUCUGACCUCGCGCUAUUCAACCCCGCCAUUUUUCAGCACUCCACUCUUCCAAAUUGUGUCAUCUACCUUCCUAUUUGUAUUGAAGCUACAAGAGUCGAUCAAAAUGGAUUUCGUGUGGAAGCACAAAAAGUAUUUUUCACCAGGUGUUGAUGGUGAGUCUUCAGCACCCUACUACGUGAAAAUGCUCGUGAGGUGUUUUUCUGUCAACGUAAAUGUUUGUUUCAGAUCACAUUCAGACAGCUAUGACACACUGCACUUUUUCAUAAUACAAGCGUUUAAUUCUUAUACGUGUCAUUCUCUUUAAUUUUUAGGUUUCUGCAUGUUAAUAAUUUGUCAAAAUGUGUAGUUACAUUUCUAACAGUGACAGCUCGCAUUACACAUGCAAGUUCAACGUUAAAGAAAAUUACAAUUGUACUUUUUAAAUUAAUUUGUCACCCUACAUCUUUGUAGAGGCUUAAAUGUGAUUAAAAUGGUUGUAAACGGAAUAAAAAAUAAAACAAACAAUUUCACGUGCGUGUGUAAGUAAAUAUAUAAGUGAACACCUUUCUGGUUUAACAAAAAAAUAUGCUUACCUUAAAUAUAAUGCGAUGGGUGAAUGACAUGAGAAGGUGAUCAGAUAUUUUUAAUGACUUUAAGUUGUCUCUUGGAGUUUCAUGAGCACAGAGGCACAUCAGUACGUCCACUGCAUGAAGGUAGGAUCUUGUGUAUUUAUUAAUGAUGUACUCUUGUUUUAAAAUCUCCCGCUCUGCUUACAGUUGUUAUGACAUCUCCUGACCACUUUAAAAUACGCAUGAUAGCUUAUGACAACUCUCUAACCUGUAAAUCAACUUUUAAAUCAACUAAAAAAUCAAUCUAGCUAAUUACACUUUGACAUCAGCAUCUACGUAGAACCGAAAGAAGGAAAGUUCCAAGACAACAUUUUCAAGAUGGCUGCGCGCUAGUUUCUCUAGCGCAUAAAAUACAGUGAGUAACAAUAACGUGAAUUGCUCUCGGUUGUAUCUAUUAUCCGCAACAUCCAACUCAUUCAUUUAGCUCUUUAUCACUGUCAGCUCUUCUACACUGAGCUCAUAUCUGUCCUAGUGGCCCUGAAUCUCUGAAAUAAACAGAUUAAAUGUGUGUGAAUAAAGGCGAUUUCCUCCUAAUACCAGAGCCUGGUCAAAAGGUGUCAUGGUGUGGGAUGAGUUUGUCUCAUCUCUCUCUCUCUCUCACUCACUCACUCACUCACUCAGUGAGAUAUACUGUAUAAACUAUCUUCUGCACAACACAAAUGAAGAUUUUUAGAAGAAUAUUUCAGCUCUGUAGGUCCAUACAAUGCAAGUGAAUGGUUAUCAGGCCUUUGAAGCUCCAAAAAUCACAAAGAAAGCAAAAAAG
Messenger RNA from Xyrauchen texanus (razorback sucker), 7235 nucleotides. Its product is annotated as aggrecan core protein-like. Gene Ontology annotation, molecular function: hyaluronic acid binding. The record is from RefSeq and is a predicted model, not a curated record. Bases 155 to 4162 code for a protein of 1335 amino acids. The transcript has 17 exons. Gene Ontology annotation, biological process: cell adhesion. NCBI's taxonomy places the organism in Eukaryota, Metazoa, Chordata, Actinopteri, Cypriniformes, Catostomidae.